Calliphora vicina (urban bluebottle blowfly) is the source of this 1302-nucleotide messenger RNA. Its product is annotated as odorant receptor 42b-like. Bases 1 to 1302 code for a protein of 433 amino acids. Gene Ontology annotation, cellular component: plasma membrane. The transcript is spliced from 4 exons. Gene Ontology annotation, biological process: sensory perception of smell; detection of chemical stimulus involved in sensory perception of smell. The record is from RefSeq and is a predicted model, not a curated record. Gene Ontology annotation, molecular function: olfactory receptor activity; odorant binding. NCBI's taxonomy places the organism in Eukaryota, Metazoa, Arthropoda, Insecta, Diptera, Calliphoridae.
AUGGAGAACUUGGAAAAUCAGCCACCAAAUGCGGUUACUACGGUGCAAGAAAUAAAUCCUUUAAAUAAAACUGAAGCCGAGGAACAAACGCCAGAGGUUAAACAGGAGGUAGAACUAUUAAAAAAGGGCACUGGUUUUGAAAAUGUAGCCACCGUCAUGGGCACUCGUUACUUGUUUAAUGGUUUCCGUUUUCUGGGUGUCUAUAUGCCCGAGAAUAAACGAGUUUUGUAUGUUAUCUGGUCGGUUUUCAUUAACCUAUUGGUGACCAUUUAUUUGCCCGUGGGUUUUGCCAUGAGCUUUGCGAAAAUGUCGGGCGAGGAAUUGGAGAUAGGUAAUCUGUUGACAUCGGUGCAGGUGUCCAUUAAUGUUUUGGGUUGUUCCAUUAAAAUCAUUUUAAUGGGUUUUCUUUUGCCCAAAUUGAAGAGUUGUGAUCCCAUUAUAGAUAAAUUGGAUAAAAGGUGUCAUACCAAAGAGGAAAUUAACGCUAUUAAACGUAUCAUUAAGGAGGGCAAUCGUUUUGUGGUUUUAUUUUCCAUUUCCUAUUGGAGUUACUCCUCCAGUACUUGCAUAAGUGCGGUAACAUUUCAUCGUUUGCCCUACAAUAUCUACAAUCCUUUCAUCGAUUCGAAAGUCUCAAAUUUACACUUCUAUGCGGCCGUGUUUGUGGAAAUGGCUCUGCUAGAUGUGGCCUGUUUCCAGCAAGUGGUGGAUGAUUCCUAUGCUGUGAUUUAUGUCAACAUUUUAAGGACUCACUUGGAUAUUUUGCUCAAGAGAAUUAAGAAUAUGAGUAAGAAUGCUAAAGCAUCAUUGGAUGCUAAUUUUGAGGAGCUGAAAAUGUGCAUAAUUGAUCAUAAGAAUAUUAUAGAACUUUAUAACGUGAUCGCUCCUAUCAUUUCUAUUACUAUAUUUGUGCAAUUUACCAUUACCGCCACCAUUUUGGGUGCAACAUUAAUCAAUAUUCUAUUGUUUGCCACAAAUUUUGCCUCAAUUGUGGCCUCUUGUUUUUAUGUGUGUGCCGUGGUUGUGGAAAUAUUUCCCUUGUGCUAUUAUGCCCAGUGUUUAAUGGAUGAAAGUAAUCGCUUGUCGGAUGUUAUAUUCCAUUCUAAUUGGGUGGAUCAGGAUGUACGUUAUAGGAAAAUGUUGAUAUUUUUCAUACAUCGUUCUCAGCGCACCAUAGAGUUUACGGCUGGCAAACUAUUUCCCAUAACUCUGAAUAGUUUUUUGGGUAUUGCCAAAUUCUCUUUCUCAUUGUAUACCUUUAUUAAGGAAAUGGGUAUAAAGGAAAAGUUUGCCAACAAAUAA